Molecule: messenger RNA, 1647 nt
Organism: Myripristis murdjan (pinecone soldierfish)
Lineage: Eukaryota; Metazoa; Chordata; Actinopteri; Holocentriformes; Holocentridae
Product: retinol dehydrogenase 8-like
Exons: 6
Coding region: 81-1034 (317 amino acids)
Biological process (GO): estrogen biosynthetic process; retinol metabolic process
Cellular component (GO): cytosol; cytoplasm
Molecular function (GO): all-trans-retinol dehydrogenase (NAD+) activity; estradiol 17-beta-dehydrogenase [NAD(P)+] activity
Source: RefSeq, a predicted model, not a curated record
ACCUCAAAGCGCCUCUCAUCCCUCACACCUUGCACCGUUGUUUGCUGGGCCGGUUCCACUUCCAGGCGCUCGGAGCCACCAUGGCGAGUCCCGGACAGAAAGUGGUGCUGAUCACCGGCUGCUCCUCCGGUAUCGGCCUGAGGAUCGCAGUGAUGCUGGCCAAGGAUGAGCAGAAGCGCUAUCACGUCAUAGCCACAAUGCGUGAUCUGAAACGUAAAGAUAAGCUGGUGGAGGCGGCGGGUGAUGCAUACGGGAAGACUCUCUCCCUGGCUGUGCUGGACGUCUGCAGCGAUGAGUCUGUCAAACAGUGUAUCGACGGCAUCAAAGACCGGCACGUGGAUAUCCUCAUCAACAAUGCAGGGAUUGGGCUGGUGGGUCCGUUGGAAAGCAUCCCUAUUGAAGAGAUGAAGAAGGUGUUUGAGACCAAUUUCUUUGGGGUGAUUCGCAUGAUCAAGGAGGUCAUGCCUGAUAUGAAGAAAAGGAGGGGAGGACACAUCAUCGUGGUCAGCAGUGUCAUGGGACUGCAAGGUGUGGUGUUUAAUGAUGUGUAUGCAGCUUCCAAGUUUGCCAUGGAGGGUUUCUGUGAGAGUCUGGCUGUGCAGCUUUUGAAGUUUAAUGUUACUUUGUCUAUGAUUGAGCCGGGCCCGGUGCAUACAGAAUUCGAGGCUAAGAUGAUUCAGGACGUGAGACAAAAGGAGUAUCCUGGAGCUGACCCAGACACUAUCCAUUACUUCAAGAAUGUCUACCUUCCCUCCUCAGUUGACAUCUUUGAGGUACUGGGCCAAACGCCUGAUGACAUUGCGAGGUGCACCAAAAAAGUGAUUGAGGCGAGCAGCCCGCGAUUCCGUAACAUGACCAACCCCUGGUACACACCGAUCGUAGCGCUGAAAUACGCUGAUGAAACUGGAGGGCUGUCUGUCCAUGCCUUCUACCACAUGCUCUUCAAUCUGGGCCCUCUCAUGCACAUCAGCAUGACUGCCAUGAAGUACCUCACCUGUGGCUGUCUGAGGAGCAGGACCAUUUCUCCUACCUAGGCAAACAUAGACGCACACAUCGGCAUGUAGACGGGCAUGAAGGCACUACCUCGACUUUGGUUAUCGCAAGAACAGGAGAAACUCAUUAAAGCAUCAACAUACCCAGACAAAACACACUUGGCAAAAGUCACUUGGUCACAAACAGACGAAAAGUCACCAACAUGCAUGCACGCACAUGUGCUUAUAAACCAGAAUUUAUUCUGAUCUGCCAUGUUUGCUACUGUAUAUGCAGUCUGUGUAAUAUUCUCAGUCUCUGUAAUAUUAUCCUCUUGUAGUUUAUGAAUGUAUGGAUACCAGACUUGAGCCCAAUUUAUUUAAAAUACUUUGAAGUUGUGUUUUGGCAAAGUGAAGAUUUACUUUAGCCCACCCAGAGUGCCAAAUGAGUUGGGUCCGCACAUUUGAGACAAUAUACUGCAUCUCAGUUCAUAAUUUGAGUCCAACUGAUCUCAGACAACUUGGUGUUUCACAAGGUUUUAAACUCUAAUUGGCUCAGGUCUGAAGAAUAGGCCCACUUUCUGUUUACUUUUAGUCUAUGUUCUGUAUGUAGGUAUUUUUAAAAAUCAUUGUAUUGGAGAAACUAUUUUGUGAUUAAAGUAUUACCAUUUAUAUCUUA